Molecule: messenger RNA, 1225 nt
Organism: Camellia sinensis
Lineage: Eukaryota; Viridiplantae; Streptophyta; Magnoliopsida; Ericales; Theaceae
Biological process (GO): protein dephosphorylation
Molecular function (GO): protein tyrosine phosphatase activity
Source: RefSeq, a predicted model, not a curated record
AACCACGAGUUGAAGGAAAUCAAGCAAACCAAACCACCUCAAGACCACCACCACCACCACCACACCCCAACAAAUCCCAUAUUUAAAUAAUAACAAUCCCCAGAGUGAUUCAACCAAUUCCAAAUUCACAGAACUGAUGACGAUGAUGAUGAUGAUGAUGAUGAUGAUGAGGCCACUGCACACUAGUAGAUUGCCAUCCUCCCCAUAUUUACCAUUCUGCCACAACCACUCUCCUCCCACCUCUCUUCUCGCUCCCAAACCCCCAUUUCUCAUUCUUGUUCCUCCUCCAAAACAAUACCCAUCUCUGCUAAAUUCAUACCCUAAUCAGAAAAACAGGCACAGACAACAAAGACCCAUCAUAACAGCUCCAAUGGCUUCUUCAACUCCAUCAUCAACCACAGGAGAGGCAGAGGCAGAGGCAGAGACCAAACCCUUCUCAGUCCUCUUUGUGUGCCUUGGCAACAUCUGCAGAAGCCCAGCUGCUGAGGGUGUCUUCACUGAUUUGGUCAAAAAAAAGGGCCUUGAUUUCAAGUUCAAGAUUGACUCUGCUGGCACCAUUAAUUACCAUGAGGGUAACGAAGCAGACCCAAGAAUGAGGGCUGCUGCUAAAAGGCGUGGAAUCCAGAUAACUUCAAUGUCAAGGCCGAUACAGCCUGCUGAUUUUAGAGAUUUUGAUCUCAUUCUUGCAAUGGACAAGCAAAACAAAGAUGAUAUACUUGGAGCUCUUGAGAGAUGGAGUUUUAGAGAGACCUUACCUGCCGAUACAUAUAAGAAGGUUCAUUUAAUGUGCUCGUACUGUAAGAAGCAUGAUGAAACUGAAGUUCCUGAUCCUUACUAUGGUGGACCACAAGGUUUUGAGAAGGUUUUGGAUUUGCUAGAAGAUGCUUGCGAAUCACUGUUAGGCAGCAUUUUGGCAGAGAACAAUCUCAUUUUGGAUUCUUAAUGGAAGCCAAUUGAUUCAAUUUUCUAGGCUCCUGUUCAAUGAUGAAUAUAAUUUUCUGGCCAAUGCACAGAGUAUGUCACCCAUUUCUGUUUGUAGCGUUCAAAUCCACAGUCGACUUAAAUCUGUUGCAGUCAUGCUUGUAAUCCGUUUGUUUUUGUAAGUUACUAGAACAACAGAAUUCUCGAGUGUAAUUUAGUAUGUACCCUAUUGCACCACAUGAUUUUUCAUUAAUGAGCUGAUUAUGAGAGUUGCAAAAAACUUGGAUGGAAGAUUUCUUUAUCA